AUGAACACCCUCUACUCGUCCCACCACGUCUAUCUGCACUUGUCCAACAAUGACCUGCUGCAGAUCCCUUAUAAUCAGACCUUGAGUUCCGAGACCCCCAUUUCCUCCCUUACUCCUCCCCCUGGUGGCUCGCGUCUCGUCAUCUCGUCUCCCUUCUCUGCUCAGCCUGUGUUGUACGCCAUCGACGGACACAACCUCAACUACUACGACCCGAUCGGGGAUGUGUGGCACCAAAUCAACUCCAACGCGCUCCCCUGGUGCUCUGACGCUACCCCGUUUGCUCCUCCGGUGCUUCAGCAAGGCAUUCUCUUCUACGGAGGAAGCUGCUCUAACAACCAGGCCCUGUACAGCUACAACACUAGCACAAAAGCGACCCAGAAACAGGACACGACCGUGCAUCCUCUCGGCUUUGCAGACGCAGCAUACACAAACAUUGAUUAUGCAACCACCGUGUUUGUGGGAGGAAACACGUCUACUUCUGUGUGGGUUGGCAUGAACCAAGUGGCGUACUACCAGGGAGGCUGGAACUACAGAAACGUCGACAACUCCAACAUGCUUGACUCAAGAAGUGGCGCCCUUCUUCUACCCAUUUACCCAGCCUCUUAUAGCCUCGAUAGCACCUCGACUGCAGACAGAGCCCUUAUUCUGGGAGGUACAGUUGAUGGACGGACCGCAGAGCCGUAUUCAGCAGUUCUGGAGUUUGGAGAUCAGGGCUGGGGCUACCAUGCCAAUGCGUCCUUUGAGGUAGACGGAAAUGUUGUUGGCGCUGCUCUCUUGUUUGAGACUCUUGUUACUAUUGGAGAGGGACAGGGCCAGGAUCAAAGUAAGGAAGCUGACUCUGAAGGCGGUCUUCAGGUCCAGGAGAAGGUGAAAAAGUCCGCCUUGAAUCCUCUCCGCAAGCGAUCCACAUACUCCAUCCAGCUGUACAACGUCAACAACUUGGAGCCGGUGCAAAAGUAUGUCCCCAGUCAAGCUGCAACUUCCACAACACCUGUUACUAGGGCCAGUACCACAGUCAGCCAGGCUUCCAGUACGUCUGUUGCUGCUACUACAGACACUUCGAUUUCUUCUCCUCCUUCCAGCACAACCAAGUCCCACUCUGGCAUGUCUACCGGUGGAAUAGCUGCUCUGAGUACGAUUCUUCCCCUGGCUGCGAUUUUCGCUCUUCUGGGUAUCUGGUGGUACAGAAAAAAGAAGACCAAUGAGGUCCAGCUUCCCCGUGAACGUCUUGACUACUUUGACGACUUUAUGCCCCGUGACCGAGACGUGAUGAGCGAUGCAAACUCGCUCAACUCUUGGACUGAAAAGCGACGAAUCUGGGAAUCGGAUCACAACCGGAACUCGAUUCUGAGCAACAAGGAUUUAGUGAAUAAUCGGGAUUCGAUUCUGGAUCCCGAUUUGCCGCUGCCCAGCCCUCCCAGACCGGCUAGAAAGGCGUCUGUCAAGAGCGCCUUCUCCUACGACGGUAACGUGAAUGAUGUCCAGGUGUUGGUCAGCAGUAGGCGACGGACACAGUUGCGGGUGGUUAACGCUGAUGAGGAUUUGAUAGAUUUGUAG
Molecule: messenger RNA, 1557 nt
Organism: Yarrowia lipolytica CLIB122
Lineage: Eukaryota; Fungi; Ascomycota; Dipodascomycetes; Dipodascales
Source: RefSeq, a predicted model, not a curated record